Messenger RNA from Neurospora tetraspora, 2649 nucleotides. RefSeq names its product P-loop containing nucleoside triphosphate hydrolase protein. Gene Ontology annotation, cellular component: nucleus. The record is from RefSeq and is a predicted model, not a curated record. The transcript has 2 exons. Bases 216 to 2267 code for a protein of 683 amino acids. Gene Ontology annotation, biological process: cell division; mitotic DNA replication checkpoint signaling; DNA replication initiation. Gene Ontology annotation, molecular function: ATP hydrolysis activity; DNA replication origin binding. Lineage: Eukaryota; Fungi; Ascomycota; Sordariomycetes; Sordariales; Sordariaceae.
CGCAAUGGAAUGCACCAGGGGUGGAGCGCGAACUGGAAUUCUACUUUGGUGCAGUGCAACCGUGACUUCUCAAGGUUCCUCUUUCCACCUUACAACCAUACAACCACACAAGUCCAUCACCACCAUCAACAUCCGCGCAUCGUUCUUUCCUCGCGAUUGCUGCUUGUAUCUGCGAUUUUGCAUUGCGACUGGUGUUUUUGACUUUCUAAGAAACCAUGGCCUCGCCUACCGCGACCACGACUCUGGGGAAGAGGAGAAGGAGCACUAGACUCACAGGCCCCCUUGCCGUAAAGCGAACAAGACGCUCUCUCCGAAUCCAUCCAGAGAUCCAUCAUGAGCCCGACCACAUCCAGGCAGAGAAGGAGAAGGCCGCCUCACCACCCAAGCCUAUUGCCGACGACGUCGAGAACCACAAGGAGAACUGCAAGCCCACAGAAGACGACAGCGAAGAGGUCAUCGAGGCGGAAACACCAUCCAAGUCACUCCUAAGAAGGCGCAAAUCAGUCAUCGCCAGCCCACCAAAGACAGCUCCAGUCACACCUUCCACACCACGACACUACGAUGUCUUUGCAAAGGCAGCAGUCACCACUCCGCGCCAUCGCGUCAUGUCCGUCGGCAAGCUAUCCAGGCGCAUGACACCAAGCACGCCCAUGACACCCGCGGCUUCUCAAACAGUCUACCACCAGGCUCGUCAACUCUUUUCCCGAAGCGCCGAUCCCGGAGAACUCAUUGGGCGCGACGAGGAGCGCGAGAAGCUCAACACUUUUUUGGAUCGCUGCACAACCGCCCAUCCCAGCGGCUGCCUCUACGUCAGCGGACCUCCUGGAACCGGAAAGAGCGCCAUCGUCAACAAGGUCACCGACAAGUUCGCAUCCGAGACAUCAACAGUGCGCAAGGCAUACAUCAACUGCAUGAGCAUCAAGUCAUCCAAGGAUCUCUACGUCACCCUUCUCGACCAGCUAGUCAGCAAAGAUGAGGACAAGGAGGAACUCUCAACAGAAAGCGACGUGGUGGCGCCACUCCAAAAGCUCAUCCUGCCCAAGAAAAAGAUCCAGGACGUCUACCUCGUGGUGUUGGACGAAAUCGAUCACAUCCUCACCCUCGACCCCGAAAGUCUCUACAGCCUCUUCGAAUGGUCGCUCGAAAAGAAGAACUCGCGCCUCGCCCUGAUCGGCAUCGCCAACGCGCUCGACCUCACCGACCGCUUUCUGCCGCGCCUCAAGUCGCGCAACCUCAAGCCUGAGCUUUUGCCCAUCCUUCCAUACACGGCACCCCAGGUCAAGAACAUCAUCAUCACGCGUCUCAAAAGUCUGCUUCCCGGCGGCACGCCCAAGGACCCCAACUACGUCCCCUUCUUCCACCCAGCCGCCAUCGAGCUCUGCUCGCGCAAAGUCUCCAGCCAAACCGGCGACCUGCGCCGCGCAUUUGAGAUCUGCCGCCGCGCCAUCGACCUCGUCGAGUCCGAGACCCGCCUCAAGCACGAGAACGAAGUCAAGGAGCAGAUGCUACAGAUGUCUCCAUCCAAGAAGCGCGUCCUCGGCGAAAACACCAAUCUUUCCUCGGGUCCCGCUCCUUCAUCUCUCUUCCGGAGCAUCUCCACACCCAGCGCCAGCGUCUCGGCCUCGCUUCUGAGGUCCCUGCAGGCUUUGACACCAGCCACCGCUCCGCGCGUCAGCAUUGCCCACCUCAGCAAAGUCACAGCAGCAGCAUUCAGCAACGGCACCACUCAACGCCUCAAGACGCUCAACCUCCAGCAAAAAGCCGCUUUGUGCGCUCUGGUCGCCAUCGAGAAACGUAAUCGCGCCGCGCAGUCGGAAGCGAUCGCCUCUGCUUCGGCCUCGUUCACAUCUACCACCGGCACUCCGUCGAGGAAACAAGAGGCGCCGAUUGCACCAACGGUCAAGACUCUCUACGAGGCUUACACCAAGCUCUGCAAGCAGGAUUCGCUGCUACAUCCGCUUUCGUCAUCUGAGUUCCGCGAGGUUGUCUCUUCCCUGGAAACACUCAGCUUGAUCACGCCCGUGGACGGCAAGACUGGGUCGUUCACGGCUUUGGGGUAUAGCUCGCCUGGAGUGGGGACGCCGAAGAGGGGAGGCAAGAAAAAGAAGGAUGUGUUUGGGAUGGGAGGGGCGUUGGUCGCGGGAGAUGAGAAGAGGGUGGCUAGUUGUGUGGGGGAGAGGGAGGUUGAGCAGACUUUGUUGAAGGAUGAUGGUGCGGGGGUGGGGAUUUUGAGGGGGAUUUUGAGUGGGGAGGCGUUGGAUGAUUGAGUUGUUUGAUGUGUUUGGGGUAUUAUGGGAAGAGUGUGUGUGAACGAUUUGAACGAGUUGGACUUUGAUGAUUGGGUUGUCUUGCGUUGUUGGAGAAGGAAGCACUGGAAAAGCAUUUGUAUAAAGGGGCAUGGCAUGGCAUGGCGUGUUUGAAAGCAUUCAAAAUAUAUCAUAGGGAGGGUGGUGUUUGGAUUCAUUGUAACCCAGGAUAAAGGGUCGGUUGGUGUUUUGGCGUUUGGGCUUUUGUUUACCUGUUUAGUUGUUUACUUGAAAGACAAAAAGGGGGAAAGAGAGAGAGUAAUGAUCAGGCUGGCAUCAGUAUACACUACAUAGAACUGCCGUCGUAAAUAGACACGCAAAACAGAAGAUGAUUCACAAACAC